AUGAAUUAUAAAGAUUUCUUAGAAAUUAGUGCAUAAUUUAGUUUGGGAGGUUUAAUAACUGAAUAAGCUCAUCCUCACACAGUUGGUUUAUCUGAAUUUGCCAAAAAUGAUUUAAAAACUGGAAUCUAGAGAAUGAAAGACUUGGAUAUGCUUGUUUUCGAUGUAUUGAUGAAUAAAUUGGAUUAAUUGGCACACAUGAAUCAGAUGGUCUUGGAUACUUGGUCUAAAGGUAAUAGAGUAUUCAUUUGCGGAUGUGGAUCUACUGGAAGACUAGCAUUAACAUUGGAAACCUUAUAUAGAUAAAUUACAAAGCAAGAUAAUAUAAUAUCUUUUAUGGCUGGAGGGGACGUGGCUAUUAUAGCAUCAAUCAUCCUGAAUUUGGAGCUUAGCAAUUAAAUGAAUUGGGCUUUAAAGAGGGAGAUUUAUUAAUAUCAUCGACAGAAGGAGGAGAAACCCCUUGGGUUAUUGGAGCUGCUUAAGAAGCAAGUAAAAUUGGGCUAACCAUUUUUCUUAUAUUGCAAUCCAGAUGAAGUAUUGACAGUUUAAAGAAGUUAAGAUGUUUUUAACAAUCCAAAUAUUAAUAAAAUAAAUCUCUCUGUUGGCCACUAAGCUAUCACUGGAAGUACAAGAAUGUAAUGUUCUACUGUUUUGACUUAUGCAAUUGGAUUGGCCAUUUUAUGCAAAGAAAACUUUAUUGAUUAUGCUACAAAUUCAAUCAAAAAUGUUAGACAAUAUUAUGAAUCCAUAGACGCUUAUCAAUUUAUUGCAAAGUUCAUUGAAUUAGAAGCAGAUUGCUAUUUGAGGAAAGAAUAUGUAUUCUAUAGAUCUAAGCCUAAUAUUGCUAUUAACAUUUUAACUGAUACUACUGAAAGAUGUCCAACUUUUAGUUUACAUCCUUUUGAAAGUAUAUUAGAUAAUCCAAUCAAUCCCAGCUGGUCGUAUUUUGUGAUGGAUGAUUCUGAAUAAAAAUACAAUAACUCUCUAUAAGCUUGGGAAUCAUUACUAUAUGGUAGAUAACCAAGGGCCUUGUCAUCAAACUAUUGGCAUAAAUAUUAACAUAAGGUUGGAUUAGAGAAAUUGCUCUCUCAUGAUAUAAGUUAAGACUAAGUAGAGAGGAGAACCAAAUAUGCUGGAGGGAAUCAUUACUAAUUUAGGAUUGCUUAUGACCAAGAUAAAUUAGAAAUGUCUUGGGAAUUUGUGUCACCCUAAUUAGAGAGAAUACAUUUUGAAAAGAUCAACGCUAUUAAUGAUGUUUUGGGAUAAAAUAUUGUUCUUAAAUGUCUUAUUAAUAUCCAUUCGACUUUAUUGAUGGGCAGAAUAGGUAGAUAUUAAAGUAAUAUCAUGAUCUAUGUUCGACCAACAAAUAACAAAUUGAUUGAUAGAGCCAUAAGAUAUGUCCUUUAUUUAUUGAACUAGAAUAAUGUUGUUAAUGAGAAUAUUACAUAUGCAUUAGUUUGUGAAAAUCUAUUUGAAGAAAUCAAGACUUUAGUAUAUGGGGAAUCAAUUGUAUUAAAAACAUUUGAAAGAGUGAAGAAAUAAUUUUCAUAAUGA
Molecule: messenger RNA, 1551 nt
Organism: Paramecium tetraurelia
Lineage: Eukaryota; Ciliophora; Oligohymenophorea; Peniculida; Parameciidae
Exons: 4
Biological process (GO): carbohydrate derivative metabolic process; glucose homeostasis; negative regulation of glucokinase activity
Cellular component (GO): cytosol; nucleoplasm; mitochondrion
Molecular function (GO): enzyme inhibitor activity; carbohydrate binding; fructose-6-phosphate binding
Source: RefSeq, a predicted model, not a curated record